This is a messenger RNA of Eublepharis macularius, 1779 nucleotides long. RefSeq names its product vomeronasal type-2 receptor 26-like. The record is from RefSeq and is a predicted model, not a curated record. Gene Ontology annotation, cellular component: membrane. Gene Ontology annotation, molecular function: G protein-coupled receptor activity. The transcript is spliced from 5 exons. NCBI's taxonomy places the organism in Eukaryota, Metazoa, Chordata, Lepidosauria, Squamata, Eublepharidae. Bases 1 to 1779 code for a protein of 592 amino acids. Gene Ontology annotation, biological process: G protein-coupled receptor signaling pathway.
AUGGAGCUGGUAGUGGGGUUGAUACUUCUGCUGUUGUGCCAUACUGUCUGCAACAAACAUUCAAUGAAUUUUACUGUACCUGAAGAUCCUCUACCCAUUCCUCACAAGUUUUAUCAACCAGGUGACCUGGUCAUUGGUGGGAUUGCCUCUCAUAUUUUCUUCUUUCACAGCACUUCCUCCUUCACAGAACAACCCAAGCGGCAGUUGACUGAUGAACCUAUUUCAGUACCAAAGCACUACCAAUAUCUCUUGGCUUUGGCAUUUGCUAUAAAUGAGAUUAAUGAAAAUCCAAACAUCUUACCAAACAUCACUUUGGGUUCCCAUGUCCUCUGUGGCUACUUCUUUGGAAAGAUGAACUAUAAGGCCACCCUGAGCGUUCUCUCUACACAGCAUAGGUUUCUUCCCAAUUUCAAGUGUGAGACCCAAAACAGUCUUAUAUCAGUUAUUGGAGGAUUCUGCUUUGAAACAACUGCUAAUGUGGCCACCAUAUUAGACAUAUACGACAUUCCACAGCUUCACCCCUUCCUAUUAGGCAUCUCGUUCAACAACAGUGUGGGUGACACUGUUUGUUUGGAUAAAACAGGAGAAAUACUUACAGGUUUUGAUGUUACCAACUGGGUCACUUUCCCAAAUGGCUCUUAUGUGAGAGUAAAGGUCGGAAGGCUGGAUCCUCGGGCACCUCAAGGCCAAGAGUUAAUCCUGAAUGAUGAUCAAAUCAUAUGGCACAGAAGCUUUAAUCAGGUGCAGCCCACUUCUGCAUGCAAUGACCCCUGCCACCCUGGCUACAGCAAGAAGAAGAAGGAGGGAAAGAAAUUUUGCUGCUAUGAUUGUGUUUCCUGUCCUGGAGGGAUGAUCUCCCAACAAAAAGAUAUGGAUUCCUGUUUAAAAUGCCCGGAAGAUCAGCAUCCAACCAAGGACCAAAGUAAUUGCAUUCCCAAGAUUAUAAGCUACCUCUCUUUCAAAGAACCUUUAGGGAUCAUCGUGGCAGUUUUGGCUAUUUCUUUCUCCCUGAUCACAGUUUUGGUGCUUGGAGCCUUCAUACAACACCAGGAGACACCCAUAGUCAAAGCCAACAACAGGAACAUUACCUAUGUUCUCCUUAUCUCUCUCCUCUUGUGCUUUCUCUGCUCAUUUCUGUUCAUUGGACAGCCUAGAAGAAUGACUUGCCUUCUCCGACAAAUUGCUUUUGGAAUCGUCUUCUCUGUGGCUAUUUCAAGUGUAUUGGCCAAAACCAUCACAGUGGUUCUGGUAUUCAUGGCUACCAGACCAGGCUCCAGGGUGAGGAAAUGGAUUGGGAGAAGAACGGCAAAUUCUAUUAUCCUUUCCUGCACUUUCAUUCAGUCAUGUAUUUGUAUUAUUUGGUUAAGUACUUCCCCUCCAUUCCCAGAUACAGACAUGCAUUCAGUGAAUGGGGAAAUCAUACUGGACUGUAAUGAGGGUUCAGCUACCAUGUUUUACAUUAUCCUGGGCUUUAUGGGCUUCCUGGCCAUUGUCAGCUUCAUAGUGGCUUUUCUUGCCAGGAAGUUGCCUGACAGUUUCAACGAAGCCAAGUUUAUCACUUUCAGCAUGUCGGUUUUUUGUAGUGUAUGGCUGUGCUUUAUUCCAACCUAUCUGAGCACAAAAGGAAAAUUCAUGGUGGCUGUGGAGAUCUUCUCCAUCUUGUCCUCCAGCGCUGGCUUACUGGGCUGCAUUUUUUCCCCUAAAUGCUACAUCAUUAUUAUGCGGCCAGAGCUGAACAGUAAGGAGCAGUUAAUAAAGAGAAAUAAUAACAAGACAUAA